Molecule: messenger RNA, 1324 nt
Organism: Hyaloscypha bicolor E
Lineage: Eukaryota; Fungi; Ascomycota; Leotiomycetes; Helotiales; Hyaloscyphaceae
Exons: 5
Coding region: 119-1078 (319 amino acids)
Biological process (GO): cardiolipin biosynthetic process
Cellular component (GO): mitochondrion; membrane
Molecular function (GO): cardiolipin synthase activity
Source: RefSeq, a predicted model, not a curated record
GCCACCUCGCCCCUUACAACCGCCAAAACCAACCCAACCUGACCCAACUCAAUUCACUCGACCUUACUUGACGCCCACCCUGGCAUCCUAUCUCUCCUCCUCGCUCCCACAAGAUGCGAUGACCAUGUUUCGUCUGCUGAGACGACAGCCUUGCGCUCAAUGGAUGGCAGCGGUCCCCAGACCGAGUUGGCGCCCCACCCCUGACUCGACCUUCAUGCUCUUCAGAGCAUCAUCCUGGAGCUCGCAAUGUCUAGGAAACUCUGCCCUGUGGACUUCGUCCGCGACGAGAGGUCUGGGUCGGCCUCUAGUCAUAAAACGUCGGGCAAGGUUCAUAGUCGGCAAGGGAGUCCUUUAUUCGACAUCUAAGGAGCCGGCAGAGAAACAAAGAGCAGAACCUCCUGAGCCCAGGAAACCUCUCCUCGAGGUCCUUACUCAGCUCACCCCACAUGAGAACAUCUAUACGGUUCCGAACAUUCUCACCUUUUCUCGCCUCAUCGCAGCCCCGGUCAUAGGCUACCUGGUGCUUCACGACUACCACGCCUGGGCUGUUGGCUUAUUUGCCUAUGCAGGCAUCACGGAUCUCGUGGACGGCUACAUCGCCAGGCGAUGGAACCUUCAGACUGUGGUCGGCACAAUCAUUGACCCCAUGGCCGACAAAACGCUCAUGACUAUAUUGACUGUCUGUCUGGCCAUCAAAGGAGCUCUCCCAGUCUGGCUGGCAGGAAUCAUUCUUGGUCGUGAUGUUGGACUGGGCAUCGCAGCAAUUUAUUAUCGAUGGAUAUCACUGCCUCCUCCCAAGACAUUUUCUAGAUACUGGGACUUUUCACUUCCCUCGGCUGAAGUGCAUCCCACCACGAUAAGCAAAUAUAACACCGCUUUGCAACUGGCCUUGAUUGGAGCCACAACGGCCAUGCCGUUGUUGACCGUUGAUGUCAGCACAGCAAUGAAAGCCAUGCACUAUCUGGUGGCUACAACAACUAUCUGGAGUGGGGCGAGUUACAUAUACACGAAGGACGCUGUUAAAAUACUCAGUAACGAAGCCGAAAAGAAGGACAAGAGACCCGAAGACGGGGAAUAACGCAUGUAUUUGACCUACCUGUAAAAUACAAAUUAAGAUAAUCGGAUCUUAUUUCGAACCAUUCGAGGUAUUUAUUGCUGCACUCUUAAUCGACAAGCAAUUGGGAAAGUGGUAUUGCUUUGCUUUCCUUGAAAAUACUCGGCGCGGUGAUAACAGGGAGGUUGAUUGUUUUGUGUUACCAUAUUCAUCCAUCGUUAUGGGGCUGUGGAAAUGUACACAUGGCAACAGCACUUAUCAAUAUCUGCC